Messenger RNA from Paraphaeosphaeria sporulosa, 1750 nucleotides. RefSeq lists its product as uncharacterized. The coding region runs from base 80 to 1366 and encodes 428 amino acids. The transcript has 2 exons. The record is from RefSeq and is a predicted model, not a curated record. Gene Ontology annotation, molecular function: protein binding. Lineage: Eukaryota; Fungi; Ascomycota; Dothideomycetes; Pleosporales; Didymosphaeriaceae.
CUCAACUACAGUAAAGUAGCAAACACCCCGCGUUGUUGGUUUAUCUUGCGCAGACCUCCCGCUUGGAGUGCUACUCACAAUGGACAUCAGCUCCGAGCUUGAUACACAGCGAAUGGAGAGUCCGUACGCGAACUAUCUCCCCGACGAACUUUUGUUACAAGUGCUGGACUUUUUGCCGCGGACGGAGGAAAGUCAGGGCACGUUGUGGAACUUUGUGCUGGUAUCGAGACAAUGGUACUCGGUCGGCAUAUCCCGCCUCUAUGCGUCCCCAUUCCUCGUCGGCCUCCGCUACACCCACUUCGUUCGCACUCUCUGCCCCUCGAUCAUCCCGCGCAUCAAGCGCUCCGAACUCGCCGGGCUCGUAAAGCACCUCGACCUCUCGCGCAUCGUGCACCAGGGCGCAAAAUCCACCACCGCACGCCUCCUCGGGCGCACUAAAAACAACCUCGAGCUCUUCGUCGCGCCGCAAGCCUCCUUCGCCAUAAAUUGCUGGGCCGCGCUGUCCAAGUGCGCGCGCCUCAAGGUCCUCGAUCUGGGCCUCGUCAGCGAGGCGAUAAGCUACCAGUCCCUGAACCAGACGCUUCGGCAGCUGGGCUCGCUGGAAGAGCUCUACAUGCCGCGGUGUUCCACGGAAUUCGGGUACGGUCCAGAGUUCCUGACGGUGCGGCUGCACUGGCCGCCCAACCUCCGCCACCUGAGCAUGUCCGGCAGUGUCAACGGCAAGUUCCUCUGGGAAAUGCUGCGCCAGCCCGAAACCUUCCCCGCGAGCCUGCACUCGAUGGCGCUGCUGCACUGCCCCGGCCUAGACCAGCCCGGCAUCAAGCCCCUCCUGUCCAACCUCGCGGACCGCCUCACCGCCGUCGAACUCCGCGACCUCCCCGCCGUAAAGCAGGGCCGCUUCAACAACAUCAUGGCCUGGCUGCCGCACCUGACCACCCUGACCAUCGCGCUCGACUACAUCGACGAGGACUUCGGCCGCCGCCCCGCAGACUUCACCGCCGAGUCGCACUGGCACCUCGCGCGCCCCCUUUCCAACCUCACCCUCCUGACCUGCGGCACCCAAACCGAUCCCCGCCGCGCAUUCACUCUCGUCGACCUGUGGGACCUCAUCGACACCCGCUUUCUGGGCCGUCUGCGCCGGCUCAGCGUCGCUGCGUCCUCGGGGUGGGAACGCGUGGACGAGGGUGCGCUGUGGGAGACUGUGCGGCUGGGGCUGGAGGCGCUGGACCAAGAGAACUGGGAGGCGCGGCGGUGGCACUAUGAGGGGUUGAAAGGGGUACCCGAGGGGAUGGCGUAUGAGGAGUGGCGGGGGACGCUGGCGGGGUGGCGGGAGAGGCCGCGGGCGGUGGUGUUGAGGAAUUUAUGACUAGAUGGGGAGGUGAGGAGUGAUGGGACGGUGGUGAUGGAGGGGUGAGGAGUGGGUGGUGUUGUGUGCAGACGUGGUGAUGAUGGACGAGGAGGAAGGGCUGGGAGAAAUCAAGACUGCAGACUGCGGUUGAAUUGCAGGGAUUUGAAGCACUUCACCACAUGUUGCUUCGCUGUGGCAUGCACUAGCAAUUGAACAAAGAGGUGCGAUUCACGAGUUACAAGGUCGGCCAACAGUUGCAAGGCAAAGACAUGAGAACCUAUUGCAACAGCUGCUCGUAUCGACAUCCUGCUUUAUGAGCACGUCGUGCGUCGCACACGGUGCGACCGCCGUCCGUUCAGAAGCAGUCCCUAGCAUAAUUAUAUACGUAUUACCCUCGUCCGU